Molecule: messenger RNA, 3151 nt
Organism: Lates calcarifer (barramundi perch)
Lineage: Eukaryota; Metazoa; Chordata; Actinopteri; Centropomidae
Gene: tmpob
Product: thymopoietin b
Exons: 6
Coding region: 400-1509 (369 amino acids)
Molecular function (GO): DNA binding
Source: RefSeq, a predicted model, not a curated record
GCUUAUUGUUUGGCCUUGUUGCGACCGCGGACGGACAGAAGCAAGUGGACCGGUUUGAAGCUAAGCUAAUUUAGAGACAUUACCGCCGCUGAAUUUUUUAUUUUUGCAUCAGCUCCAUUUGCAGCACAUGUUUGCAUCCGCUUUCGAAAAAUCAAAGGUACCUGUGAAUAUUUCCGCCAUUAGGCUAAGAAGCGGAACUGGGCGUUUAUUUUGAUAAACCGCUUCUAUCCUGCUAACUGAAUUGGCAGCGGGUAGGCGCCAGUAGUGUUUGACAACAGCGCUCUUCAGUCACGUUCCUGGUGGUGUUGAUGUUGUUUGUAGCUGCUGACUGAAGCGGCAAAAAACAAAAUAGAGAAAAAAAAACAGAAUCUUUACGUCGGUUAAACGGAAAAGUGAAGCAUGGCAGAAUUCCUCGAAGAUCCGUCGGUUCUCACGAAAGAUAAGCUGAAGAAUGAGCUCGCUGCCAACAAUGUGCCACUUCCUAGCGGAGAGCAUAAAAAAGAAGUGUACGUGCAGCUGUAUCUGAAAAACUUAACCGUACUGAACAACAAGAAGAGCCCGCCUGCAGACACCUUUUCCAGUGAUGAGGAGUUACCUGCCCCUGUGGUGUCCAACAAAAGUCGUUCUGGACGAAAAGCUACAAAAAAGACAGACAAGCCUCGCACAGAGGAAGUGGAGGUGACAGAUCUCACUGAUGAAGAUUUAAAACAACAGCUGGCAAAGCAUGGUGUGGACUCAGGACCUAUUGUUGCCACUACCCGUAAAUUGUAUGAGAAGAAGUUGCAGAAGCUUUUGGACCAGCCUCCAGCUGAACCCGAAGCUCCUACAGACGUCACAGCUCUCCCGAAGGCAGACAGCAACCAGAAUGGCAACACAAAUUCUGACCAGUACAGUGACAAGGAAGAUGAGGAGAUUGCUGCCCCUGAACCAGAGCCAGUUCCUGUUGUGGAGAAGCCUGUGAGGAGCAGAGGCAAAGCUCCAGUUACCAGCAGGACUAGCAGCAGACGACAAACAAAGGUGGUGGAGGAAAUAAUUGUUGAGGAAACCCCAAAGAAGGCCAGUGAGAGUGUUGUUGAAGAUAUCCUUGCCAAUGAAAUAAGCACACCAACAGGCAUCAGUGCGACCUGCAGGCGUCCAAUCCGAGGGGCAGCUGGUCGACCUGUCAAACCAAGUGAGUACUGGCUGGACGAGUCCCACGUGCAGCACACCGUCCUCACCGAGACCCGCUCUUACUCGGAGUCCUUCUCCCGACCGGGCAGCAGCAUCUCUUCAAGCAAAGCGCCAGCCAGACGAGGCGUCCUGUCCUUGUUGCUCAAGCUCCUGCUCCUCAUUGUGGUGGGUGGUUCUCUCUACUAUGCCUACCAGAACCUGGAUGCGGAUCAGAUCAACACCCUCAAAGGCCUCGUUGACAGUGUCGUCGUCCCGCUCCAGGGCGCUGUGGAGAACGCAGCCACCUACCUGGGCAUCAGCAGCAGCAGCAAUGGUGCUACAGAGAGCGCCGGCAACUAAGGACCCUCAGCAGUCCCUCACCAUGCCCACACCACCUCCUUGCCACCUGCCACAGCAAACCACAACUCAAGCAGACAACUCGGCUCACCUCUUUAUCUUUUCCUACAUGGUUGGACAAAGAACACAGAUUUAAUUGCAAUGAUAAACGUUGUCGUCUCAGAUUCCAGCUUUCCUCCCACCACAAGAGGGAGGUAUAACUCAAACAGUAGCUUCUGGAUAACACUGUUUUAUGGCAGUCAGAAGAGACUAAUUUUAAUGUCAAUUUUCAUCUGUGAAUUGUUUGUGUCUUUGUGUGUAUUUAACCCUUGUCUGUAGAAACAAGUGCAGAAUGGAGAGGCCAGUUUAUCCGUGCAUGAUUAUAGUUUUUUUAAAAGUCAUACUGUAGUUUCUAAUGCUCUGUGCCAGGUGUUUUUCUGAUGGUGAAGUGCCUGGACACUGUUAGCACUUAGUGCCCUCCCAUUUUUUUCAAGCACAAAGCAGCGCUACUACUAAUACCAGAAUGUCUACGUGUUUCUAUUUGAAUUUCAAAAAAAUUGCUCUGUAGCUAUAGACUUAGAUAGAGUGAUUCAUUAUUUCUAUGGUGCUCAGGUCAAAUCAGCUCAACCGUUUUUAUUGUGGUCUGUGCUGGGAGGAGACACGUGGUGUAAUCAGGUCACAUCACUGCAUGAGGAAAAUCAGCCCAUGUUCAAGUUGAAGUUAAAACUUUUUUUAUUGCCCCCCUCUUCCCCCCUCCUGUGGUUGAUCACUGCUUGAAUCAUCAUGUGUGGGGUCUAAGAUUAUGACUGAACUGAUAAUUCCGGUUGCUCUGUAUUGUAAUCAUGAUUUCCACCGUUAACGGAGUGACAAAGAAAAUGUACUGUACUUUUGGCAUCUCGUAUCAACACCCCCAUCAAUUUGCAAACAGAAAAUUUUAAAUGAAACAGCUUUUUGGUAUUGAUUAUUCACCAGUUAUCUGACAAGUAUUCCCUGAGGAAACAAAAACUGCAGUGUUUGAUCAUGGAUUAUUGAUUUUCCAGCCCUGCCAGUGUGCCCAUAUGAGUUUACAUGCUUUGGGUUUUAGUGCUCUGUUGUGCUUUCUUUUACUUUGUUCUGUUUUUAUUAGAUUUCUUAUCCUUCAGUCCUAAAUGUAGGACUGGCUGUUACAAUGCACCCACAUAGCCCACCUCACUGACUGUGUGUGUCCGGAGUAGACAUAGCAGAUCUAUGAAGACGACACAUAGAGAAAGUAAAUCUUUUUGGGAAAAUUAAUCAGUGUAUUCUCUCUCAACUACUUCUGCCUGUGCAAAUUACCAUAAUUAAGACACUGUAGGUUACUCUGAACGGAGAGCAAGGAUUUAUUCACUGGAGGUGUUGUUGGGGGUGGGAAGAUUUCUGGGGCAUCUUUGUUUCUAUUUUGAUAUUUUUCUAAAAUGGCGUGUUCAACUUUUUUAUAGCACAUUUUAAGGUAACAUUUGAAAGCAAUAUGUAACACAAGUGAUACUGUAUCUUAAUCUGAACCUCGCUGACGUAAAACCGAUUCAUCAUCAGGCAGCUCUCCCACAAUGGACAGAAACGACAGGGGUUAUGUGGGUAAGGAUUUUUAAUCUGUUUAUUUAUGAUAAUGUAGGCAGUGUAUCAUAAAAUAAACUUGGCUGUUACCAGA